ACGUGUACAGCACACGAGAACAUGAUCACUCUAGGGGACUUGUACACGGUGCUGUGCGCCACGGCGCCGCUGUACACGGCCAUGCUCCUCGCCUACGCCGCGGUGCGGUGGUGGCGCACCUUCACCCCGGUGCAGUGCUCGGGCAUCAACCGCUUCGUCGCGGCGUUCGCCGUCCCCGUCCUCUCCUUCCACUUCAUCGCCCACAACGACCCCUACCGCAUGGACCUGCGCUUCCUCCUCGCCGACACCCUCGCCAAGCUCCUCGCGCUCGCUCUCGUCACCGCCGUCUCGUUGGCGUCCGCCUUCUUCUCCCCCCGCCAGCGCCGCGGGGCGCAGCGGCUCGACUGGCCCAUCACCGUGUUCUCCGUCGCGACGCUGCCGAAUACGCUGGUGAUGGGGAUCCCCCUCCUCAGAGCCAUGUAUGGGGACUUCACCCAGCCUCUCAUGGUGCAGCUCGUCGUUCUCCAGUGCAUUGUUUGGUACACUCUACUCCUCUUUCUCUUUGAGUACCGUGCGGCGGCGCUGCUGAUCCGGGAGCGGUUCCCGGGCGCCGCCGCGUCGGCCAUCGCGAAAAUCGACGUCGACGGCGACGUCAUCUCCCUCGACGGGCGUGACCCUCUCUACGCCGAGACGUCGGAGGCCGACGCAGACGGCAUGGUCCGGAUUCGGAUCCGCCGGUCGGCCGCCUCCUCGGCCCCGGGCUCGUCGGCCGUAUCGACGCCGACGCCGCGCAUGUCGAGCAUGUCGGGCGCCGAGAUAUACUCGUCGAGCACACCUAACCGGCACACGUUCACAUUGGGGGAGAUCACGAUCUUCGCGCGGGCGUCGUGCGCGUCGUCAUCGUCCGACGCAUACUCACUGCAGCCGACGCCGCGGGCGUCGAGCUUCACCGACGUGGAGGUAAGAUCGCCAGCAGCGCCGGCUAGUGGUGGUGCUGAGAAAGUGCGCGGCAGAGAAGUGAGUGAGGAGAAAGAGCUCAGCUUCAGAAGCACUACGAAGUUCGUAGAUGCGUAUGAGAUGGACGAAGAAGCGAAUGAUCAGGCGAUGCCGCAUCCGCUUGUCAUGUUAAGGCUCAUACUCGUCGUAGUCGGACGCAAACUCUCUCGAAACCCUAAUACGUAUUCGAGCAUACUUGGCCUACUUUGGUCCCUAAUCUCAUUCAGGUGGGAGUUAACCAUGCCAGAUAUAAUCAAAAACUCAAUUACUAUCAUCUCAGAUGCAGGACUUGGAAUGGCCAUGUUUAGUUUAGGUUUAUUCAUGGCUCUUCAACAAAGGAUCAUUGCGUGCGGCGCAAAAAUGGCGAUAAUAAGCAUGUUUAUUCGGUUUAUUUGCGGGCCGAUAAUAAUGUGUGCUGCAUCAUUAGCUGUGGGAUUAAAAGGGGUUAAACUCCACACUGCAAUUGUCCAGGCUGCUCUUCCACAAGGGAUUGUUCCAUUUGUGUUUGCAAGAGAGUAUGGGCUACAUCCUGAUAUUCUUAGCGCUGGGGUUAUCUUUGGCAUGCUUGUGUCCUUGCCCAUAACCCUUGUCUACUACAUACUAUUAGGCCUAUGAUAUUUACUCAUAUGAGGUCCCCAUCAUAAUAUGUAACAAGGAAAAAGAAAUUGCUAGGAGCAUCCAAGGAGAGAUUUUGGGGCCUAUUAAUGAUGAUCAAAUCGAAACCGUCGAUGCCGAUAUUAUUGGCCUUGAUUGAAGCUCAAAUCAAGCAUGUAUUUGUUGUUCCAUCCUAAAGAUCAACUAGCUAGGGCCCUCAAUGUUGGAUAAUUGAGAACUUUUGAGGUGGGGAGGGUUCAUAUGAUUCAAAUUUGAAAGGGCUUAUAUAUAGGGGAUCAAAUGAAAAUUGCACCAUGCACUUUGUCCAAUAAUCCAAUCCAACAAAGUUUAGUGGUGACCAAAAGGAGAGGAAUUAUGAAGUAGCAUGCAUUGGCAUGCUUGGCCCAUGAUUCUUAGUGUAAUAGUACUCUCUCUCUCUCUCUCUCUCUCUCUCUCUCUCUCUC
Molecule: messenger RNA, 1994 nt
Organism: Ananas comosus (pineapple)
Lineage: Eukaryota; Viridiplantae; Streptophyta; Magnoliopsida; Poales; Bromeliaceae
Product: auxin efflux carrier component 6
Exons: 7
Coding region: 22-1551 (509 amino acids)
Biological process (GO): auxin polar transport; auxin export across the plasma membrane
Cellular component (GO): endoplasmic reticulum; plasma membrane
Molecular function (GO): auxin efflux transmembrane transporter activity
Source: RefSeq, a predicted model, not a curated record